Molecule: messenger RNA, 192 nt
Organism: Opisthorchis viverrini
Lineage: Eukaryota; Metazoa; Platyhelminthes; Trematoda; Opisthorchiida; Opisthorchiidae
Exons: 3
Coding region: 1-192 (63 amino acids)
Source: RefSeq, a predicted model, not a curated record
AUGGUUUGGAAAAUGAAUACCAUCAGUGAUAAAGUGCCUACCUGCAGUGCCAACCAAAGGAAGCGCGAUAGCUGGGAUACUGCCAAGUUGCCCAAGAUUAGACAGAGGAAGUCGAGAGAGAGAGGUCGGGUUCGAACCGCGGACUUCCCGCCCAAGUUCGCGAAACGCAUACGGCCUGUCUGGAAAGAAUAG